Messenger RNA from Budorcas taxicolor (takin), 4737 nucleotides. RefSeq names its product laminin subunit gamma 3 (gene LAMC3). Lineage: Eukaryota; Metazoa; Chordata; Mammalia; Artiodactyla; Bovidae. The coding region runs from base 1 to 4737 and encodes 1578 amino acids. The transcript has 28 exons. The record is from RefSeq and is a predicted model, not a curated record.
AUGGGCACGGCGGCGGCGCUCCUGCUGAGCCUGGCGCUCCUGGCGCCGCGCGCGGCCGCAGCGGGCAUGGGCGCGUGUUACGACGGCGCGGGGCGCCCGCAGCGCUGCCUGCCCGUGUUCGAGAACGCGGCGUUCGGCCGGCUCGCCGAGGCCUCGCACACGUGCGGCCGCCCGCCCGAGGACUUCUGCCCGCACGUGGGCGCCCAGGGCGCGGGGGCACCGUGCCAGCGCUGCGACGCCGCCGACCCCGCACGCCACCACAACGCCUCCUACCUCACCGACUUCCACAGCCAGGACGACACCACGUGGUGGCAGAGCCCGUCCAUGGCCUUCGGGGUGCAGUACCCCACCUCGGUCAACAUCACCCUCAACCUGGGGAAAGCUUACGAGAUCACCUAUGUGCGGCUGAAGUUCCACACGAGUCGACCCGAGAGCUUUGCCAUCUACAAGCGCAGCCGGGCGGGGGGCCCCUGGGAGCCCUACCAGUACUACAGCGCCUCGUGCCAAAAGACCUACAGCCGGCCCGAGGGCCUGUUCCUGCGGCUGGGCGAGGACGAGCGUGUGGCCUUCUGCACCUCUGAGUUCAGCGACAUCUCCCCGCUGAGCGGGGGCAACGUGGCCUUCUCCACCCUGGAGGGCAGGCCCAGUGCCUACAACUUUGAAGAGAGCCCUGUGUUGCAGGAGUGGGUCACCAGCACGGAGCUCCUCGUCUCCCUGGACCGGCUCAACACGUUUGGGGAUGACAUCUUCAAGGACCCCAAAGUGCUACAGUCCUACUACUAUGCCGUGUCGGACUUCUCGGUGGGCGGCAGGUGCAAGUGCAAUGGGCAUGCCAGCGAGUGUGGCCCGGAUGAGGAGGGCCGGCUGGCCUGCCGGUGCCAGCACAGCACCACGGGCACGGACUGCGAGCGCUGCCUGCCCUUCUUCCAGGACCGCCCAUGGGCGCGGGGCACGGCCGAGGCUGCCAACGAGUGUCUACCUUGCAACUGCAGCGGCCACUCUGAGGAGUGCGCCUUUGACCGGGAGCUCUUCCGCAGCUCGGGCCACGGUGGGCGCUGCCUGCGCUGCCGUGCCCACACAGCUGGGCCGCACUGCGAGCGCUGCCAGGAGAACUUCUAUCGCUGGAACCCGCGGACGCCCUGCCAGCCCUGCGACUGCCACCCAGCAGGCUCCCUGCGCCUCCAGUGCGACGACUUGGGCACCUGCGUCUGCAAGCCCACGGUGACGGGCUGGAAGUGUGACCGCUGCCUGCCUGGGUUCCACUCGCUCAGCGAGGGAGGCUGCAGACCCUGUACCUGCAAUCCUGCGGGCAGCCUGGGCACCUGUGAUCCCCGCAGUGGGCGCUGCCCCUGCAAACAGAAUGUGGAAGGCAACCUGUGUGACAGAUGUCGUCCGGGCGCGUUUAACCUGCAGCCCCACAACCCCGCCGGCUGCAGCAGCUGCUUCUGCUACGGCCACUCCAAGGUGUGCGUGGCCGCUGCUGGGUUCCGGGAGCACCACAUCCUCUCCGACUUCCGCCAGGGAGCCGAGGGCUGGCGGGCCGGAAGCAUGGGGGACCCAGGACAUCCUGCACGAUGGAGCCCAGGGGGCCUCCUCCUGGACCCAGAGGACGAGGAGGCAGAACUCACAGCACCAGAGAAGUUUCUGGGAGAUCAGCGAUUCAGCUACGGGCAGCCCCUCACACUGACCUUCCAGGUCCCCCCUGGGGGCUCCCCACUCUCCACGCAGCUGAGGCUGGAAGGGGCAGGCCUGGCCCUGACUCUGCGGCAUUCUGACUCACCCCACACCCCGGACUCUGGGCAGGCUGGGGAGGUGCGGCUGAAGUUCCUAUUGCAGGAGACCUCCGAGGACGUGGACCCUCCGCUGCCCUCCUUCCACUUCCAGCGGGUGCUCGCCAACCUGACUGCUCUGCGCGUCUGGACCAGCGGCCAGAGCACCAGCUCUUCCGGUCCCGUGCUGCUGACUGAGGUCCAGCUCACAUCUGCCCGGCAGGGGCUGUCCCCACCAGCCUCCUGGGUGGAGACUUGUUCGUGUCCCCAGGGCUACACCGGCCAGUUCUGUGAGUCCUGCGCUCCAGGAUACAAGAGGGACACGCCCCUGGGGGGUCCCUAUGCCCGCUGCGUUCCUUGCACCUGUAACCAGCAUGGCACCUGUGACCCCAACACAGGGAUCUGCCUCUGCGGCCACCACACCGAGGGCCUGUCCUGUGAGCGCUGCUUGCCAGGUUUCUACGGCAACCCCUUCACAGGCCAGGCCGACGACUGCCAGCCCUGCCCGUGCCCCGGACAAUCGGCCUGCACGACCAUCCCAGACAGCGGAGAAGUGGUGUGUACCCACUGCCCGCCGAGCCAGAGAGGGCGGCGCUGUGAGAUCUGUGAUGACGGCUUUUUCGGGGACCCACUGGGGCUCUCUGGGCGCCCCCAGCCCUGCCAGCCAUGUCAGUGCAGUGGAAAUGUGGACCCCAACGCUGUGGGCAACUGUGACCCCCUGUCUGGCCGCUGCCUGCGAUGCCUGUACAACACGACCGGUGUCCACUGCGGGCACUGUCGGGAAGGCUUCUACGGGAGCGCCCUGGCCCCUCGGCCUGCAGACAAAUGCAUGCCCUGCAGCUGCAACCCGGAGGGCUCAGCCAGUGAGCAGAGACCCUGCGACCCAGCGACCGGCCAGUGCGCCUGCCUGCCCCAUGUGACCGGACGGGACUGCGGCCACUGCAGCCCGGGCUUCCAUGACCUCCAGCCCGGCAGGGGCUGCCGGAGCUGCAAGUGCCACCCGUGGGGCUCCCUGGAGGACCAGUGCCACCCCAAGACUGGGCAAUGCCCCUGCCGUCCAGGCGUCGAGGGCCAGACCUGUGACCGAUGCCAGCUGGGUUUCUUCGGCUUUUCCGUCAAGGGCUGCCGCGACUGCAGGUGCUCCCCGCUGGGUGCCACCUCGCCCCAGUGCCGCGAGAACAGCACGUGUGUGUGCAAGCCUGGCUUUGUGGGCUACAAGUGUGACCGCUGCCAGAACAACUUCUUCCUCACGGCCAGCGGCACGCAGUGCCAGGAGUGCCCAUCCUGCUACACCCUGGUGAAGGAGGAGGCUGCCAAGCUGAAGGCCAGGCUGACCCUGAUGGAGGGAUGGCUGCAAGGGUCUGACUGCGGCAGGCCCUGGGGAACGCUGGACAUUCUACAGGGAGAGGCCCCAUGGGGGGAUGUCUACCAGGGCCCCCACCUGCUGCAAGGGGCCCAGGAAGCCUUCUUGGAGCAGAUGACAGGCCUCGAGGGUGCUGUGAAGGCUGCCCGGGAGCAGCUGCAGGCGCUGGGCAGGAGUGCCCGCUGUGCCCAGGCUGGAGCAGAGAAGACCUGCGUCCAGCUGGCGGACCUAGCGGCAGCACUGGAGUCCUCGGAAGAGGAGAUUCUGCACGCGGCCACCAUCCUCGCAUCUCUGGUGAUUCCUCAGGAAGGACUCGGCCAACCUGCCAACUGGAGCCAGCCGGCCACAGAGGCACGUGCCCUUGCCAGGAGCCACAGGGACACCGCUACCAAGAUUGAGGCCACGGCUCGGAGGGCCCUGCUCGCCUCCAACACCAGCUAUGCACUUCUCUGGAGCCUGGUGGAGGGCCGAGCAGCCCUGGAGGCCCAGCAGGAGCUGGAGGACAGGUACCAGGAGGUACAAGCGGCCCAGAAGGCGCUGGGCACAGCUGUGGCAGAGGCGCUGCCUGAAGCUGAGAGGGUGCUGGCCGCCGUGCAGCAAGUCGGCGCAGACGCGGCCCUGCGCCUGGCCUCACCAGUGGCCCCAGCAUCACCGCCUCAGAAGUCCCAGGCCGAGGCCAUGAGCCUGAAGGUGCAGACGCUGGAGAAGACAGUCACGUCGAGGGAGCACAUGGUGACCGAGGCUGCCCGGUCCCUGCAGGCCACCGCCCAGGCCGUGCUGCAGGAGAUGGAGCCCCUCACGCAGCUGCGCCAGGAAGCCAGAGCCGCCCUGACCCGAGCUUCCUCAUCUGUCCAGGCUGCCACGGUGACCGUCAUGGGAGCCAGGGCUCUGCUGGCUGACGUGGAAGGAAUGAAGCCGAGGUUUCCUCGGCCCAAGGACCAGGCCGCACUGAGGAGGAAGGCGGCUAUCGUCCAGGACAGGAUCCUUGCAGACUCGAGAAAGAAGACCAAGCAGGCAGAGAGGAUGCUGGGAGAUGCGGCUUCUGUCUCCUCCAGGGCCAAGAAGAAGGGCAGGGAAGCCGAGCUGCUGGCCCAGGACAGUGCCAAGCUCGCCAAGGCCUUGCUGAGGGCAGGGAAGCAGGAACACCGCCGGGCUAGCCGGCUCUCCAGCCAGACUCGGGCGACCCUCGGACUGGCCUCCCGGCAGCUGCUGGCCUCAGAAGCGCACAGAAAGGAGCUGGAGGCCGCUGAGCGGGAUGGUGCCAGGCUGAGCCAGAUGGAACGGCAGAUCCGGGAGUCACGCAGCUCCCUGGAGAAAGACAUCAAAGCCUUGUCAGAGCUGCUCACCAGGCUGAGGUCGCUAGACACCCACAGAGCCCCAGCCAGGGCCCUGAACGAGACCCAGUGGGCACUGGAGCGUCUGAGGCUGCGGCUGGGUCCCCCAGGGGCCCUGCAGGGGAAACUGAGGCUCUUGGAGGAGGAAUCCAAGCUGCAGGAGCUGCAGAUCCAGAGCUUCGAGAGCGACCUCGCAGAGAUCCGCGCUGACAAGCAGAACUUGGAGGCCAUCCUGCACAGCCUGCCCGGGAGCUGUGCCAGCUGGCAGUGA